CCUUCUCUCUAUACCAGAGCAAGCGAUUUGUGGCGAUUGUCUUCCGAACCUGGGAUGGAGAAGCCUACUAAGUCUCGUAAGAAGGGAGGGAAGGCAAAGGAAGGAGGGAAUGCUGAAGAAAACAUUGCUGAUGCAACUAGGCGUUCAUGGAAUCAAAGGUUGGAAGAUGCACUUCUUAAUGCAAUGAAGGAAAUGGUUGUCAAAGGUGAAAGAAUUGAAAAUUCUUUCAAAUCUGGAUACUUGAGGAAAGUUGAGGGAAUGUUACUUGUUGCUUUGCCUGGCACUAGCAUUCGUGCCAGUCCUCAUAUUUCGUCUAAGUUGAAGGUUUGGAAAAAAAACUAUUACUCUGUAAAGGCUAUGCGUGGCUCUAGUGGGUUCGGAUGGAAUGACUCAACACAUAUGAUAGAAGUAGCAGACGAUAAAAUUUGGGAGGACUACUGCAAGACAGACAGUAAUGCGCAGGGGCUAAGGUUCAAGUCAUUCCCUUACUAUGAUGAUUGGUGCAUGAUUUUUGGGAAUGACAGAGCAACGGGAGAGAUGGCUGAGAGUGCAGCAGAUAUGGUUGAGAACUUAGAUGAGGCUGCCAAUGAAGGUGGUGGUAAUUCAACCACGGUGAACAACACUGACAAGUCACCUGAAGAGCAUUCGAAGAAAAAGGCUAAGGUUUCUGAGAACAUCUUGGCUGGAAUGAAUAAUUUUGCCGACAAGUUGGGGAUAUAUUUUGAGAGGUCUGAUGCUAAGAUUGAGAUGCUUGGAGGUAGGAUGGGUUAUGCACAUGACCUCUCAAAGAAAAGAGGUGAAGUUAAUGACGCACUUAGGAAACUUCCAAUCACAGUUGAGUCUAGGGUCGUUGUCGGAAUGGCAAUCACCCAAGAUGCACAAAAGGUUGAUCACUUUUUCAGCCUUGAUGAUGAGGAAAAAAUGGUAAUGGUGAAGAAGUUGGGUGGUGAAGAAGUUGUGUGACUUGUGUCCUUAAAUUUCAAGUCUACUGGGAACAAAAACUUAAAACUAUGUUUAUUUUAGCUUUUGUUGGCCAGUGUGGGGUGCACUUUUAACAAAUAUGAUGCCUUUUGUGAUGCACUUUUGGAACAGGAGCGUAACUUUAUGUUAUGCCUUUUUGUGAUGGCUUUAGCAUGUUAUGUGAUGG
Messenger RNA from Rhododendron vialii, 1147 nucleotides. RefSeq lists its product as uncharacterized. The transcript has 3 exons. The record is from RefSeq and is a predicted model, not a curated record. Bases 55 to 963 code for a protein of 302 amino acids. NCBI's taxonomy places the organism in Eukaryota, Viridiplantae, Streptophyta, Magnoliopsida, Ericales, Ericaceae.